This is a messenger RNA of Tripterygium wilfordii, 1651 nucleotides long. Its product is annotated as solute carrier family 35 member F1-like. The transcript has 11 exons. Gene Ontology annotation, cellular component: membrane. Lineage: Eukaryota; Viridiplantae; Streptophyta; Magnoliopsida; Celastrales; Celastraceae. Gene Ontology annotation, molecular function: transmembrane transporter activity. The coding region runs from base 330 to 1454 and encodes 374 amino acids. The record is from RefSeq and is a predicted model, not a curated record. Gene Ontology annotation, biological process: transmembrane transport.
AAAACACAGCCGCAGCGCAAAAGGCAGAGCACUUUUUUUCUUUUUUUUUGGUUUUUCCAUCAAAUUCAACGGCUGGGAGAAGGAGAAGGCAGAAUCCGGGAACUACUCAGAGCCUCUGGUUACAUACCUUUAGUGGAUUGAAGUCACUUUCAGUCAAAUAUCAUCACCAACCUUUUAUUUAAGUUGAUCGAUUAUUCACUCUGUCAAGUGAGUGCUUUGUUAUUUGUGCGCCCACUCUGUUUCUACGCUCACAAAUUGUGUUCGUGCUAAUGGGGUUUUGAUUUCCUUGAACUCCAUUUGGAAUUUUUGGAUCCGUUUUUCGUGGAAGAAUGAUGAACUUCAAUGAAUUUUGGACAAAGAAGACGCUUUAUGGUCUUGGGCUAGGUCAGUUUCUAUCGUUGCUGAUCACUUCCACCGGGUUUUCUUCGUCUGAACUCGCCAAAAAAGGAAUUAAUGCACCAACAUCGCAGUCUUUCCUCAACUAUGUGUUGUUGGCGAUUGUUUAUGGUGGUAUAAUGCUUUACCGAAGGCAAGCGCUCAAGGCAAAAUGGUACUACUACAUACUUCUUGCAUUGGUAGAUGUAGAAGCCAACUUCUUGGUUGUGAAGGCCUAUCAAUACACUUCUAUAACGAGUGUCAUGCUGCUGGAUUGUUGGUCAAUACCAUCUGUUAUGCUUCUUACAUGGAUUUUCCUGAGCACAAAGUACAGAUUUAAAAAGAUAACUGGGGUGGUUGUUUGUGUCGCUGGGCUUGUUAUGGUUGUUUUUUCUGAUGUUCAUGCAGGGGACCGUGCAGGUGGAAGCAAUCCUCGUAAAGGUGAUUUCCUUGUUAUUGCUGGUGCAACACUGUAUGCUAUUAGUAAUGUCAGUGAGGAGUUCUUUGUGAAGACUGCUGAUAGAGUUGAGCUCAUGUCAUUUCUGGGCUUUUUUGGUGCCAUUGUCAGUGCUGUCCAAAUAGCCAUACUUGAGCGCAAUGAACUUUCGUCUAUUCACUGGUCAGCUGGGGCAGCUGUUCCUUUCUUUGGAUUUGCAGGGGCCAUGUUCCUGUUUUACUCAUUAGUGCCACUUUUGCUCAAGAGUAAUGGAUCCACGAUGCUCAACCUGUCUUUGCUGACAUCAGAUAUGUGGGCUGUUGUAAUUCGAAUCUUUGCUUACCACGAGAAGGUUGAUUGGAUGUACUUUGUGGCCUUUGCUGCUGUUGCAAUUGGGUUGGUUAUCUAUUCUGGGGGAGACAGAGAUGUGGAUCAUCACCAAGUUGAUGUCGCUGAUGAAGAUGUCGAUCGACGCAAACACUUUGAUGAGGAGGCUGGCGAUACUGGAAAUUUUAAUCAAACGAGUAUAGCUGGGAGCUCAAAGACGGGGGACAACAGCCUAUCAUCAGGAUCUGUUACUGCUGGAAAUAGAGACGUAAAACAUAUGGAAAGCAAGAACGCUGGAAAAGAUACAAAGUUAUGAUUCUGGACGACAUGAAGUAGUGCUUUGGCGAUGAAUAAGUUCCACUACAGGGCAUUGAAGAAAUUUUAAUGGUAAUUUCAGUCAGUAUUUUUCAGUUGGGCAUUAUUAUUGUAGAAUCACUUUAUUCAUGUUUACCAUUAAACAAAGCAUUCUCUUUUAGGUUAAUAAGAAGUUUCCUGCAGCCAUUCAUUAUUCAA